This is a messenger RNA of Apodemus sylvaticus (European woodmouse), 3651 nucleotides long. RefSeq names its product ubiquitin like with PHD and ring finger domains 1 (gene Uhrf1). Gene Ontology annotation, molecular function: ubiquitin protein ligase activity; protein binding. The coding region runs from base 231 to 2612 and encodes 793 amino acids. The transcript has 17 exons. Gene Ontology annotation, biological process: negative regulation of gene expression via chromosomal CpG island methylation. The record is from RefSeq and is a predicted model, not a curated record. Lineage: Eukaryota; Metazoa; Chordata; Mammalia; Rodentia; Muridae.
UUCGGAGUUGGCGAGUUCCCGUUACUGGGACUUAGACUGCGUGGAAUGAAUGAAUGAGUAGCUGUGGCCACUUUCGGCCUGACCAGGGCCUUUCUCCCGCCAUGGACAUUUUCUUCCCCUCCCGCUCUUUGGAAACGUGGUGGAUGGUCUUGGAUCACCCAGGAUGUCUUGGCAGUUCACGCUCAAGUGUCCCCACUCGCCGGUUAUUAAAACAUUUAAGUGCCUAAUUUAUGCCACCUGAUCCUCCUAAGUCCAUCGGCAUCAUGUGGAUCCAGGUUCGAACUAUGGAUGGGAAGGAAACCCACACGGUCAACUCCCUGUCCAGGUUGACCAAGGUGCAAGAGCUGAGGAAAAAGAUAGAGGAGCUGUUUCACGUGGAGCCCCAUCUGCAGAGGCUCUUUUAUAGGGGCAAACAGAUGGAGGACGGUCACACACUCUUCGAUUAUGAUGUGCGCCUCAAUGACACAAUCCAGCUGCUGGUGCGCCAGAGUCUGGCUUUACCUCUUACUGCAAAAGAGCGGGACUCGGAGCUCUCAGACUCUGACUCUGGCUACGGUGUGGGUCACAGUGAAUCAGACAAGUCAUCCACGCAUGGUGAAGGGACAACUGAAGGGGAUGACAAGACUGUGUGGGAAGACACGGACCUGGGACUGUACAAGGUUAAUGAGUACGUGGAUGUCCGUGACAAUACCUUCGGUGCAUGGUUUGAGGCCCAGGUGGUCCAGGUACAGAAGAAAGCCCUAUCUGAGGACGAGCCCUGUAGUUCCAGUGCCGUUCUGACCCCAGAGGACAGCAUCAUGUACCAUGUCAAGUACGAUGACUAUCCAGAGCAUGGAGUGGACAUUGUCCCAGCCAAGAAUGUCCGUGCUCGUGCUCGCACUGUAGUCCCGUGGGAGGACCUGGAGGUGGGUCAGGUGGUCAUGGCCAACUACAACGUGGACUACCCCAGGAAACGUGGCUUCUGGUAUGAUGUUGAGAUCUGUAGAAAGCGCCAAACCAGGACGGCACGGGAGCUAUACUGCAACGUCACACUCUUGAAUGAUUCUCAGCUCAACAAUUGUCGGAUCAUAUUUGUGGAUGAAGUCUUCAAGAUUGAGCUCCCUAAUGAGAGGACCCCCUUGAUCAGUAGCCCUUCACAACCCCCUCCUCCCCUCCGGAAAACAGGGCAGAGUGGCCCAUCCUGCCAGUUCUGCAAGGAUGAUGAAAACAAGCCAUGUCGAAAGUGCGCCUGCCAUAUUUGUGGUGGGCGUGAGGCUCCCGAGAAACAGCUGCUGUGUGACGAGUGUGACAUGGCCUUCCACCUGUACUGCCUGCAGCCACCGCUUACCAGUGUCCCCCCUGAGCCAGAGUGGUACUGCCCCAGCUGCCGCACCGACUCAAGCGAGGUGGUCCAGGCAGGGGAGAAGCUGAAGAAGAGCAAGAAGAAGGCGAAGAUGGCUUCGGCCACUUCCUCCUCCCAGCGGGACUGGGGCAAGGGUAUGGCAUGUGUGGGCCGCACCACGGAGUGUACCAUUGUGCCUGCCAACCACUUCGGGCCCAUCCCUGGUGUCCCUGUGGGCACCAUGUGGCGCUUCAGAGUCCAGGUCAGUGAGUCCGGUGUACAUCGGCCUCAUGUGGCAGGCAUCCAUGGCCGGAGCAACGACGGUGCUUACUCACUGGUGCUGGCUGGCGGCUACGAAGAUGACGUGGACAACGGCAAUUUCUUCACGUACACAGGCAGCGGUGGCCGAGACCUCUCUGGCAACAAGCGUACAGCGGGACAGUCCUCUGACCAGAAGCUCACUAAUAACAAUAGGGCUCUGGCGCUCAACUGCCACUCCCCGAUCAAUGAGGAAGGUGCGGAGGCUGACGACUGGCGCCAGGGGAAGCCAGUGCGCGUGGUCCGAAACAUGAAGGGAGGGAAGCACAGCAAGUAUGCGCCCGCAGAGGGCAACCGCUAUGAUGGCAUCUACAAGGUGGUGAAGUACUGGCCAGAGAAAGGGAAAUCUGGCUUCAUUGUAUGGCGCUACCUCCUUCGACGAGAUGACACGGAGCCUGAGCCCUGGACCCGCGAGGGCAAGGACCGCACUCGGCAGCUGGGCCUCACCAUGCAGUACCCUGAAGGCUACUUGGAGGCCUUGGCUAACAAGGAGAAGAACAAGAAGCGCCCAGCCAAGGCCUUGGAGCAGGAACCUUCGUCUUCCAAGACAGGCAAAAGCAAGCGGAAGUCCACAGGCCCAACCACCCCCAGCCCCCGUGUCUCUAAGAAGAGCAAGCUGGAGCCCUACACACUGCCGGUGCAGCAGGCCAACCUUAUCAAAGAGGACAAGGGCAACGCCAAGCUGUGGGAUGAUGUGCUCAGCUCGCUUCAGGACGGGCCGUACCAGAUCUUCCUGAGUAAGGUCAAAGAGGCUUUCCAGUGCAUCUGCUGCCAGGAGCUGGUGUUCCGGCCAGUCACCACCGUGUGUCAGCACAACGUUUGUAAGGACUGUCUGGACAGGUCCUUCCGGGCCCAGGUGUUCAGCUGCCCAGCUUGUCGCUACGAGCUGGACCACAGCUCCCCAACCCGGGUGAACCAGCCCUUGCAGGCCAUUCUCAACCAGCUCUUCCCUGGCUAUGGCAGUGGCCGGUGAUGCCAGCACCAGGCAGAGGGCCAUGGCUCCAAGGCCAUAGUGGGUUUAGCUUGAAGGUGAUGUCCUUCCAUGUCUGUCCCUGGCAACUCUGGUCAUCAGUUAUCCAGACACCUAUAGGAAUUCCAUGUUCUGGCUACCAGUUGGACCUCUUUUUCAUCCCCCCCCCCCCCGCCCCCCGACUCCCCCUUCUGUAACAAAACCUGCAAUCUAUUCUCCAAGAGAAAGAGAAGAUGUGUUUUCUUUUUCUUUCCUUUUUUUUAUUUUUGAGAUGGAUUUAGAAACAGUUGAGCUGCAUUCCCAGACUUCCUUGUCCUUCCGGAAGGAGUUCUCUCCCCACACCAGCUGCCUAGAACCAGCUGCAGCCAUCUUUGAAAAGCCCAGACAUCUGUCCUGGCAGCUAUCUGUGUGCUUCAUUCCAGGGGUGGCCCUGUAGCCACCCCUCAGGCCUUCAUAGGGGCUUGGACAGGGCCAUGGCUAGCCCUGGCCUCUUUGCUGACAGAACUGCAGAGGGCCUUGGCUGUGGCCUCCGGCCAGAGGAGCAACUGAGCUGAGCUGCGCGUGCCUUGGGCUUGUCACUUCUGCACACCCUUAGCACUGGGCCCUGGAUGGCCCCUUGGAAGCCUGGUCUUUGGAGUGUGCACUAGCUGGGUGUCAUGGAGGCCUGAGGCGUGCUCAGCUCCAUCUGGGAAUUCCGAGGCUUUCUGUAUUAUUUUUUUUUUAAGUGGGAUAAAUGGUUUCCUCAAUGAAUUUCUUUGGUAGUUAUAGCCUGUACUGAGGAAGAUGUUUUCUUUGGUUGUUUUCUGUUUCUUUUGUAACUUUACCAAAGUGUGCAGGUAUAUCUCAUGGAAACUGAACCAUUUACUGCAGGCAGACUGGACAGCACAGUUCUAAGGGUUGUGUUUUGUUUUGUGUGAGUUUUUUUUUUCUUUGUUAGAUUAACAUAUUGCAAGAAAAUAAAAUUCUCUGUGGAUGUUUUCUAAAGUUCCAUAUAAUUUUUGUUUCAGAUUUUAGAUCUCAAUAAAUUUUUUCUGCAGAUGUA